Messenger RNA from Fopius arisanus, 3574 nucleotides. It is a transcript of the gene Ubqn, whose product is annotated as ubiquilin. The record is from RefSeq and is a predicted model, not a curated record. Gene Ontology annotation, biological process: ubiquitin-dependent protein catabolic process. The coding region runs from base 138 to 1820 and encodes 560 amino acids. Lineage: Eukaryota; Metazoa; Arthropoda; Insecta; Hymenoptera; Braconidae. The transcript is spliced from 4 exons. Gene Ontology annotation, cellular component: cytosol. Gene Ontology annotation, molecular function: polyubiquitin modification-dependent protein binding.
AUAGGUUUUUGAAGCUCGCCGCCGAGGCGCCGUUUGGUGUAUGUAAUACAUACGACCAAUAAAAAGAUUGAAAAAAGGAAAUCAGAGAAGUGAAGUGCAGGGGGAGUCGAAAGUAACGAGUCAUCAGGCGGUACAAGAUGGCAGAGGGACAGGACAGUCCGCAGAAAAUAACGAUUUUUAUCAAAACACCGAGGGAGAAACAGACAAUCGAGAUCGAGGAAAAUGCCUCCAUCAAGGACUUCAAGGAGGAGGUGUCGAAGAAGUUCAAUGCUCAGCCGGAACAGUUGUGCCUCAUUUUCGCGGGGAAAAUUAUGAAGGACCAUGAAACCCUGGGGACACACAAUGUUAAGGAUGGAUUAACAGUUCAUUUGGUUAUUAAAGCAUUGAGAUCACAGCAGCCGAAUAACCAGGGGGCAUCCCAGCAACCGCCUCCGAGGCCUGCAGCUGAUGUAGGUGCUAGUCCAUUUGGUCUAGGGAAUUUAGGGGGCCUAGCUGGCUUAGAAAAUCUUGGUCUGGGUUCAGCCAAUUUCGUUGAUCUCCAGCAGCGCAUGCAACGAGAAUUACUCUCAAAUCCCGAAACAAUGCGUCAAGUUUUCGAUAAUCCACUGGUACAAAGCCUCAUGAAUAAUCCAGAAAAUGUUCGCAUGCUCGUCUCGGCAAAUCCACAAAUGCAGGAGCUCAUGCAACGUAAUCCGGAAAUCAGUCACAUGUUAAAUAAUCCAGAAUUACUGAGACAAACGAUGGAACUGGCACGAAAUCCGUCAAUGCUUCAAGAACUGAUGCGCUCCCACGAUCGAGCACUCUCCAAUUUAGAAUCGAUUCCUGGAGGACACAGUGCCCUUCGCCGGAUGUAUCGGGACAUUCAGGAGCCAAUGUUGGCAGCAGUCAACAGCGAGCGCAAUCCCUUCGCAGCAUUAAUCGAGAACACCUCAGAAGCUGCCACAAAUCCUCAGCAAGGCCAGGAGAAUCGUGAUCCCUUGCCCAAUCCUUGGAAUCCCAACACAGACUCGCCAUCACCAGGCGGUGCCCCAAGAGCUGCUCCUGGAGGUCUGGGGGGACUGGGAGGCCUAGGUGGUCUUGGAGGCCUUGGGGGGCCCGGUCGAGGUCUCCUCGACUCUCCAGGGAUGCAGAGUCUCGCUGCUCAGAUGAUGGAAAAUCCCCAGCUGAUGCGAAAUAUGCUGGUGGCCCCCUACACGAGAUCAAUCUUAGAGGCAAUGGCCGAUGAUCCAGCAAUAGCCGAAGGAGUCUUAGCUUCUAAUCCAUUCUUCAGAUCCAAUCCCCAGAUGCAAGAGCAAAUGAGGUCAAUGCUACCGGCUUUCAUCCAACAGAUGCAGAAUCCUCAAAUCCAAAGUGUUGUGACAAAUCCAAACGCUUUAGCAGCGAUAAUGCAGAUACAACAGGGAAUGGAGCAGCUUCGCACAGUAGCUCCUGAAUUCGUUGACACUAUGGGCCUCCAAUCAGUCCCCACAAUACCCACAUCUGGUGCAACAGCUUCACCAACAUCCCCAUCAACGGGAACUGAUAGCAGUGCCACAGGAACUACAAAUGCAUUAGACACAGCAGAGCCAGCUAGAGAUUCAAAUGAUCUCUUCUCUCAAUUUAUGGCUAGAAUGGUGUCGUCAAUGGCUCUGAAUCAGGGUGGUGAGGGUGAUGGUGCUGUCCCUCCACCUGAGGAACGUUACAGGGCACAGCUAGAGCAGCUGACUGCCAUGGGUUUUCUCAAUCGUGAUGCUAAUCUACAAGCGCUCAUUGCUACAUUUGGGGAUAUUAAUGCUGCGGUUGAGAGACUACUCGCUAAUGGACAAGUUUCUAUGAGCUAACCGUGUUUAUUUCAUACUGUAAGGGGCGUCUAUUGGUCGAUGGAGGUGAUUUAUUGGUGAGGGCUGAGACCGUUGAUGAUUAUUGUUUUCUGGAUUAAUUCAAUCAGGAUCAGCUGAAGAGUCACGGAAAUUUGAGCAAUAACAAAUAAUUCGUAUGAGAAACCUCGGAGGAAAUCUAGAGUGAAAUAGCAAAGGGAGGUAAUUUCAUUGGUUUUUUCGGAAUAUCUCUUAAAUUGAGGGUGAUACGAAAUUUUUAUCAAGGCUAUUCCUAUUUUAUAGCUAGAACUGAGAGCUACAAAAAAUAAAACGGCGUUGAAACAAAUUUCGUUAUCUCCAUUGAAUUUUGUCGUACGUGAAUUCCGGAGUGAUUGGCAUGAGAUUUUUUUGUCGAUGAAAACUUGAGGGAAAUAAAUUAUUUAUCGAAGAUUUAAUGGUUGAGAGAGGGGCAGGGGGGUGUGGUGAUUUUCGAUAAGUUUUUUUUUUAAUUCCCCUGAGUGGGAGAGAUCUCAUGAUAAGCGUAUUGUUGGGACAGGAUUUCCUUAUUUCGGUGAAGUUUUUUCUCGUUGAAUGGCUCUCGUUGAUUCAAUUUUUUUUUAUUAUUUUUUUUUCUUUCGAUUGAGGUCUAUUGGGUUUGGUGGAGUGACUGAGAAUGUGAGACAAUCGUGAGGGCGGAGAAGAGGGGAAAUGAUCUGGAUUGAUUGGGCAUGUGCUAAAUUCAAGGAAAGACGGAAGUGGUGAACGGAGAUGAAAAAUUGACGGUUUUGUUUUCAUGAAUUAUCUGGGGAUUAAUUCAAAGAGGUGGAGAGAAUGGUGAAGGAGUUUUUUAAAAAAUUCUGUAAAAGGCUGACUUUUUCUGUUAAACCCGCGAUAUUAUUUCACGAACAUCUAGUAUUGGGUUUAGAGAAAAAUGUAAAAUCUUUCCAUUAGGGCCUGAAUUUUUUAAUGGACGAUUCCUCUGGGGUUUUUCGAUUGAUCCAAUUGUUUUUGAAUUAUUCAACGAUUUAAUUUUCGACUUGUCGAAAUUCACCACUUUACAUGUGAAUUCUAGAUACACUGAUUUUUUUUCAAGUUUUCUCCCAUUUUUGUUCGACCUGCCGCACUCGUAGUAUAAUUGCCGUCUCACAGCAUUUGAAACUAUAAAUUUACCCCAUUUUAGUUUUUCCCUUCACAGGUUAUUGCAAAAGUGGUCACAAAAAUUCAUAAACAAUUUCGCGUGUGUUUUCAUUUUCUUUCUGGAAUUUUUCAUGUCAAAAUAUUAUGUUCUCGUAUCCCGUUAUUUGAAGAAAAAUGCGUAGGGAAAUCGAAGUGAAUAUUCAUUGAGCGUCUGUAGAAGUGAAUUGAUUAAUGAUGAAGAUUAAUUACAAAGACGAGGGAAAAGUAGCAGAGAUUGCUCGGAAUCAUAUGAAAUCAUUGUUUACUAAACAAUAAAUUGGAACGAAAAGAAAGACUAGUAAUAAAAUCCGGUAAUAAUGAGAACUGUAAAAUAUCUUCGGCUAAAGGAUUUUGAUUUUUAAUAUUUUUGGUGGACGUAAUUUAGAAAAAAAUUAAACGAAAAUAAAAAAAAUAAAAAUAAUAUUCGAAUUGUAUUUAUGCGCCCAUUUUCGAUAGUUUGUGGUAAGCAUUGUCAGAUCAAAAACAGAUUGAGAGUGAACGAUUCAUAAUGCACAUAUAUACCAGUAUGUAUGUGUUGGGUGUGUGUAUAUAACUGUUUAUAUACACGAUAAAAAGUGAAUAAAAAUGAUGAUGAAAAACAA